UUGAACUUUGGAGUCUGCUGUAAUCUGUAAUUCUGCUCAAGCCACAUAUAUCGUGAACCGCUCAGCACGCCGUUGCAGUAACAAAAAUUCGCAACUCCGCAAUUUCUAUUCGUUUAUAGUGGAGUAAUAAGCCACUGACGCUUCAACCCGACGGCUGCACCGAGAUCUGCAGAGCAUCGUCAACGCAUUUGGAGAGCGACCAUGGCAACUUUAUUGCGCUCACUACGUCACGUGCGGGCCUACAACCGGGCCGGCUCGACGCUCGCUAGGUUAACCCGAGUCGCCAAUCAUACAUCCCUCACUGGAAGCGAUGUCAAUGUUAGCAGAAUCGCCCAAUACCUCGCUUGCAAUACGUUUGACAACAGGAAUUAUGUAACCAAAGUAGCAACAGCACCAUCAACUCAAUCAACCAAUACUCAGUACCAAGUUGAUAGAUUGCUGAGGGAUGCUGAUUUUAGAAUCAAAAGAUAUGGUGCAUUACGUAAAUCUGAUUUUGAUGAAAUGAUGAGGGCUAUUACAGAAGCUGGUUCGCUGACUACUACCCAAGCUUUGCAUUUAAUCAGAUGUUGCGGAAACUUUUUAGAGGCUGAAAACUUGAAAGUUCGCAGAUCUAUUGCCCAAAAUAUAUGGGAAAUCAUCAAAGAUUAUAAAAUCGCAUUGGAUAUUUCUCAUUAUAAUGCAUUACUUCUAGUCAAUCUUGAAAACGAACAAGAUUUUUCUCCUGCUGAUUUCUUAGUAGAAUUGAAAAAUCAAGGGAUUGAGCCAAAUCGAGUGACUUUCCAAAGACUUAUAGAAUAUUAUUGCAAUAAAGGAGAUAUUGCUGGUGCUACUAAAAUUUUAGAGCACAUGAGUCAAGAGGGCACACCCAUAAAUGAAAACAUCUUCAAUUCUCUUGUCAAAGGACAUACUAUUGCAGGUGAUGUUCCCAAUGCUCUAAAAGUAGUGAACAUCAUGACCCAAGCUGGAAUUGAGCCUUCUUCAAGGACAUACUCAGCAGUAUUGUGUGCUCAUGCGACAGUAGGAGAUGUUGAGGCAAUUCAAGCAACUUUGAAAGAAUGUCAUCAAAAAGAUAUCUUAUUUUCUGAUAAAGAUAUUUUAGAUGUUAUUUAUACACUUGCAGUUAGUGGACAUUCUCAAUUUAUAGAUGAGUUGAAAAAUCUUUUUAUAAAAGGAGCUAAUUUCAAUAAAGAUAUCAAAACUUAUGCCAACAAAUUAGUUGAAAAUAAUCAGUUGGAAAUAGCUUAUGGUUUGCUUAAAAACAUGUCAAAAUUAGAUGAUCAAAUGAAUGACAGAGAUGGAAUAUUCUUUAUUAGAAAGCUAAUCAAUUGUGACAUUGAUCCAAAAACUGUUGCACAUUAUUGCAAGUUGAUGAAAAUUGAAAAUUACAAUCCAAAUGCAUUUGAAAAAGCUUUGUUACAAUCAUUGAAAUCAAAUAAGUAUCAAUAUGCUUUUCCACUAAUGAAAGCUAUGAAAGAAAAUGAUGUACCUGUUAGAGAGCAUUAUUUCUAUCCAUUAAUGGUUUCGUAUGGUCAUGCUAAUAACUUGAAAGGCAUAUUGACUACAAUAAAAUCAAUGACAAAUGACUUUGAUGUGACACCAUCAGUUCUAACCAUUAAAGACUAUGUUUUACCUUACAUGAUGGGAGAUUCUGUGACAAAUGCCAAGAUGUUAAUGGAUAAUAAUGUUCCAUUUGGUAUUAUUGCUAAUGCUAUAGUAAACCACCUUAUAUCGUCUAUGAAACUAGUGGAUGCUCUUAAAUUCACAACGAGUUCAAAUCUUACAUACAGGUCCAGAUUACUCAAAAGAUCUUUAGUCAAUGCAAUGCAGAAUACAACAGAUGUAGCCACAAUAAGUGAAAUUAUUCAUCUUCAAUAUGCACGAUUGUACUACUCUGAAAAUGACAGUAGCAACGAGGAAGGAGCUGAAGAUCUUUUGACGGCUAAACAGUUUGCAGGCAGCUUUCUAUAUACAGUGAUUAAAACGCUACCACCGCAUGGAACUAAAAUUAUUGACGAACUCAUCAAAAAGUUUUUAGAGAAAGGAAUAAGUAUUGAACAAGAAUCCUGUGAUAAUAUAAAAUUGAUGAUGGGAUCCAAAUUGAAACCAGAAGUAAGCGAUAUGUUAGACAAGCUAAUUUCAGAAGAUUUAAAACCAGCACAAGUUGAUAAAUUUGCUGGUGAAUUCAGAGGAAGCUCUCAAAUGUACCAAAAUCAAAACAUUGAAAAGUUGGAGCAAAAGGCUGAAUCAUCUUUGGAGUUUAAACUUUUACUCGUCCAAGAAUAUGCAAAAAUGCGUAACAUAGAGGCGGUAAAUAAACUUUUGAAGGAAUUAGAACAACAAAAUCCAACUUACACAAAUGGUUUUUGUGCAUCUUUAAUUGAUUACUUUUCCAAAAUUGACGAUGUCGACAACGCGGAUGAAUGGUUCAGACGAUUCAAAGCUCUUAAUCCAGAAGCUAAAUUAGACAGAACAAAGCUUAUAAAUUAUGCAGAAGCACUUAUUCAAAAAGGACGCCCAGAGGAUGCUAUUAAGAUUCUCGAUGAACCUGUAAACGAUCCUGAAGUUGAUCGAAGUCUCAAAUCAGAAAAAUUACUCGGUAACGUACUCAAAUGUUGUCCUCAGCUCACAAAAACGGUGUUUGACAAACUGGUGGAAAAUGGUUUUAUAAAAAAGCCGAGCAUAGUGCAUCUUCAAGCAAUUGUUAAAUCGCACUUGGAACACGGUGACAUGGAUGGUGCACUUGAAAAAUUCAAAUGGGCUUGUGAUACAUAUCAAAUGACUCCUCUUCGUAACGUUAUUAUGAUGGCAUUAAUCGAAAAAGAAGACGCCCAACGUCUGCAACAAAUAGUUGAUUAUUGCACCAAAAUUUACGGUGAAGUAAACUCGCUAUUGGAUUUAUCUGUAGCAUUCUUUGAAAGUAAUAAGCCUCGGCAAGCUAGAAAAAUAUUAGAGACCCCAGGACUACGUCUGCGUCGUGAAAAAAUUAUGAACAUAGUAGACCGAUUUGCCAUCCGCAAUGAAGUUGAGAAACUUGAAAAUUUUAUUCAAUUGCUUUGGGGUAUUUACUUAGAUAUUGAUCCUAUUUACUGUAAAUUACUCCAAACUUAUGAAAAAAAAGGCGAUUGGCAAAGAGGUUUGGCGUUGUGGACCCAAAUGCAGGAAGACAAUGUACAACCGUCACCCGAAUUUCUCAAAACUUUAGAUCAAUUACUGAGAUCUCACGAUCAAAAUCCUCCAUUCAAUAUUGUCUCACCACAUGAUGAAAAUGUUGAUGACAAAGCAAAAAAAUUUACUCAGCAUCUUAUUGAACGAGAUUUUGAAAAUGCUAAAUCUAUUUUGUCAACAAUGAAUCGAGAGGCUAAAGUAAGGUACACAUUACAUUUAGUUGAAGCAUUAGCAGCUGAGGAUCAUAUGAAUGAAGCAUUAAAUUACUUACACAAGUUAUUAUCUGGAGUGAGUGAAAUUAAUUCAACUUUUCACACUACAGUAUCACAUGUCUUAACAAAAUUAGCAGAAGCUAAUGAUUUUUCAAACAUUGCACAAACGGUCCGGUUGUUUAAUCAAGCUGUGAAGAAGAAUCCCAAUAAUAGGACUUUCAGUUUUAGUCAACUUAUUGGUAAAUUUUAUUUAGAUAAUAGAAAGUACGCAGACUUCGUCAAAAAUUUGGAUAGCUUACUUGAUUCAAAUGUACCAACAACACUAAUUAAUUCACUAAUACAUAUAUCUACGGCUUGUGAUGCAUUAAAAGAUCAGCCUGAGAUAGAAGAAGAAUAUAAAAAAUUUGCUUAUAAAGCUGUGAAAAAAAAUGUAUAUGCGCCAAUAAAUGCUUUGUGGAUUCACAAAUUUACAAUUGAACAUCCUGAAGCAGAACAGAUUUGGAAUGAAACAUUACAAAAUUCAACAAGAUUUUCUACUCUGAGUGCUGCUAUUACAUUAAAGAAAAAUGAUGCCUUUGACAAGUAUCCUGCUUUAGCUGAAAAAAUAGUGCAAUCAAACAUGCUCUCUGUAACUGACAGGCGAAAAUCUUUUGCUAUGAUGUUCAAGUUUUUAUUAGAUUCUGAUGCCUCUAAUAAGUAUGAAAUUGCUUAUGAAUUAGUUCGUCAAGCAUUGAAAAUUAUUCCUUAUCAUAGAUUAAAUCAAAACGUUCUCCAAACAAUUGAAGAAAACUUGCAGCAAGGUCUAUCAUUACAGUCUUUGAGGGAAGAUAUGCAUAAACUGCAAGAGAAAGCUGCAUAAAGAACUAAAAAAGAUUUUGUCAAGAACAUAUUAUAAACCUUUUUUUUGGUAUCAGAAAAUUUAGAACUAAUUUUGUACAAUUUUCAUGUAUUAUUAUGAUAAUAUAUGAUACACAUGUUCUUAGAUAAUGUUGAAAGUGAAACAGUUGUUUCUACUCCUCAUUUUAUUGCAAUAACUGUAAUAACACCUUACAGUUUUUUCAAUUACAAUUCUACUUGGAACAAGAGAGGAAUGUAAUUCAUAAAUUGAUGUAUGUAUAAAUUUUAAUAUAUGAAUCGAUCAAGUUUUAUACUGCAGGAGUGGUUAUCCUUAAUUUAAUGAUUUGUUAAUUUGGAAUUAUCCUUACAUCUUAUGUGAACUUCUGUUUUUUACAUCAAAGGAAUGUAUAAAUCUAUAAUUUACAAUCUAGUUGAAGUUUGACCAUAUAUUCUGAUUGAUCAUUUGUUUGACAAAAAUUUUGUAGAAUAUUAUGUAAUAUAGAAAUGAAUAAUAAUAAAUUGUUAAUUGAAAA
Trichogramma pretiosum is the source of this 4747-nucleotide messenger RNA. It is a transcript of the gene bsf, whose product is annotated as leucine-rich PPR motif-containing protein, mitochondrial. The transcript has 21 exons. The record is from RefSeq and is a predicted model, not a curated record. NCBI's taxonomy places the organism in Eukaryota, Metazoa, Arthropoda, Insecta, Hymenoptera, Trichogrammatidae. The coding region runs from base 202 to 4236 and encodes 1344 amino acids. Gene Ontology annotation, molecular function: protein binding.